Molecule: messenger RNA, 315 nt
Organism: Microthlaspi erraticum
Lineage: Eukaryota; Viridiplantae; Streptophyta; Magnoliopsida; Brassicales; Brassicaceae
Source: the annotation of a GenBank genome assembly
AUGGGAAUGUGUUUGGUAAGAGCAAGUGCAGAAGAUUCUGGCGAUCAAAGCAAGCCCGAGAGAAGAAGUUUCCUGAGCUUAGCUGAAGCAGGUCUUGUCGAAAUCUCGGGACUUGGUGCACACGAGAAGUUUCUAUGUCGACUAACGAUAUCGUCGUUGAAUUUACUAAGAGUGAUAUCGGAGCAAGAAGGAUGUUCAAUAGAAGAACUGAAUGCUGGAAAGAUAUGUGAUUGGUUCUUAAAAGAUAAGCUGAAGCGAGAGCAUAACAUCGAAUCUGCUGUUCUUCAGUGGGAUGAUCCUGAUUUUCCAUUUUGA